GCGAAGGAAGGAGAGGGAUUUUCCUUCCCUUCUUAAAAGCUGUUUCCGGUCCUGCUGCCAUAUUCCUUUUUUGGAAAGGGGGGGGAGGAAAAGAAGACUUGUAUAAAUGAAAUAUCAAACCAGGCAGGUGGUGGCAGCUGCGUUAGAAGGGCAUGCAAAAGCCUAGCGACGCGAGAGCGCCCGAUGCCACGGUGACGGGCUCCAAAGGGAGCUUGGUAGCGUUGGAUUCCUCUCGCGAAUCCCUCGCUGGAUGCUUCUACUAUCCGAGAGGCGCUUAAAGGAUCACUUGGAAGGAGGGGGGUGGAGAAAGGAGACGGUGUCUGAGCCGCAGGCGGGCGUGUACCUCUCCUGCUGACAUCACUUCUCGAAAUCGCUCCAAGUUCCAAUCAGUCUCUCCAGCCAUUUACUGCUCUUCCUUCCUUCACACAGGGGCAGGAGAACGUGGGGACACCCCUCUCGCCCAGUCUGGAAAGAGAGAGCGAAAGAGAAGCGCGCGCGCGCGCGCCUUCACACGCGCACACACCCUCUCUCAUUCACUGGCUCGCUCCACACAAAGCAAGCGCCCUGGUGUCUCUCCCGUCCUUUUCCCCUUUCGGCUCUUUCCAGGCGAUGCGCAAGAGAAGCUCCGGAAGGUACCGGCGGGCAAGCGCCUAAGCUCUCGGGCUCCUGCUUCACGCUCCGUGUCGCCCAUUUGCGACUCGUUUCCCGCCUCCCCUUAAUCUGAGCCGCCGGUUCGUUUGUUUUGUUCGCCGCUUGGCCCUGCGGCGAGUCGCGCUGAAGAUCUGGCCCGUUCCCGUGCUUGGGAGGAGACGGCGCUAAGAUUCCAGAAGAGCUGCACUGAUUGUUUACCACCCUGUUCUCCAUAGAAAGCUCUGUCAAGUGACAGCGUAUCUUGGAUCAUGGGGAGCAGUAAGAGCAAACCCAAAGACCCCAGUCAACGGAGGCGCAGUUUGGAAUCCACAGAAAAUAUCCAUGGUGGAUGCUCUGCCUCUCAAACACCUAGCAAGACCACAGCUCCAGAUGCUCAUCGGACUCCCAGUAGUUUAUUUGGAAGCACAGCUCCAGAACCAAAGCUCUUUGGGGGCUCAAAUACAUCUGAUACAAUCACCUCUCCUCAGCGCUGUGGGACUCUAGCUGGAGGAGUCACCACCUUUGUGGCCCUCUAUGACUAUGAAUCAAGGACAGAAUCUGAUCUUUCUUUCAAGAAAGGGGAACGCCUCCAAAUACUCAACAACACGAGAAAGGUGGAUGUCAGGGAAGGCGAUUGGUGGCUGGCUCACUCCCUCACAACUGGUCAGAAAGGCUACAUCCCCAGUAACUAUGUCGCACCUUCAGACUCCAUCCAGGCUGAAGAGUGGUAUUUUGGCAAGAUAACCCGCCGAGAGUCUGAACGGCUACUACUCAAUCCUGAGAAUCCCCGGGGAACAUUCUUGGCAAGAGAGAGUGAGACAACAAAAGGUGCCUAUUGCCUCUCCGUGUCAGACUUUGACAAUGCCAAGGGCCUCAAUGUGAAGCACUACAAGAUCCGCAAGCUGGACAAUGGAGGCUUCUACAUCACCUCCCGCACACAAUUCAGCAGCCUUCAGCAACUGGUAGCCUAUUAUUCCAAACAUGCAGAUGGCUUGUGUCAUCGUCUCACCAACGUCUGUCCAACCAGCAAGCCUCAGACACAGGGCCUUGCAAAGGAUGCAUGGGAAAUCCCCCGGGAGUCACUGCGAUUAGAGGUGAAGCUUGGGCAAGGCUGUUUUGGAGAAGUGUGGAUGGGGACCUGGAAUGGCACCACCAGGGUAGCAAUAAAGACUCUGAAACCUGGGACGAUGUCUCCGGAGGCAUUUCUGCAGGAGGCGCAGGUCAUGAAGAAAUUGCGUCAUGAGAAGCUGGUGCAGCUCUAUGCUGUCGUUUCAGAGGAGCCUAUUUACAUUGUAACAGAAUACAUGUGUAAAGGAAGCCUCCUGGAUUUCUUGAAGGGAGAGAUGGGCAAGUAUUUGAGGCUGCCCCAGCUGGUAGACAUGGCAGCUCAGAUUGCAUCUGGCAUGGCAUACGUGGAGAGGAUGAACUAUGUACACAGAGAUCUCCGAGCUGCUAACAUCCUUGUGGGGGAAAACCUGGUGUGCAAAGUAGCUGAUUUUGGAUUGGCACGGCUGAUUGAGGACAAUGAAUACACAGCAAGGCAAGGUGCUAAAUUCCCCAUCAAGUGGACUGCCCCAGAAGCUGCUCUCUACGGCCGGUUCACCAUCAAGUCAGAUGUAUGGUCCUUUGGAAUAUUGUUGACUGAACUGGCCACAAAGGGCCGAGUACCAUAUCCAGGUAUGGUGAACCGGGAAGUGCUUGAUCAAGUAGAACGAGGCUAUCGGAUGCCCUGUCCACCAGAAUGCCCAGAAUCUCUGCAUGAUCUGAUGUGCCAGUGCUGGAGGAAGGAUCCUGAGGAAAGACCAACCUUUGAGUACCUUCAAGCUUUCUUGGAGGACUACUUCACAUCAACAGAGCCUCAAUAUCAGCCAGGCGAGAACCUAUAGACCUGGGGACAGAAUUCAUUGCCAAAGACUUGAUGCUGCUCCUGUUGCAUAUGUGCUCAAGAGAAAUACGUUGAGACCUAUUUGGAACACAUCUGGAGCACCUGCUAGUGUCUCUCCCUCAUUCUGAUUUGCCCUUCCUUUUAAGGAUGGUACUGCGCCCUCUGUUUAACAAACAGACGUGAUGCCCUUGACUGUUCUGGGUUAACAAAGGCCUUGAUUGGUCAUGAAUUAGCAGUGUCACAGUUCUACUUUUUAAUAUGAAGUUGGCUGUGGUGCAGCAAACAGGGUUUCAGAAAAGCCAAGUUCUUCCAAAAGAGAAGAGGCCAAAUGAAAACCAGGGAUCCUAUUCAUGAGGGCCGUCUACCCUCUAGAAUCCUCCCUCCAAACCAUUCUUCACUACUAUCAGAAAGAACAUGACAACUCUGCGCCUGAUGGUGAUGAUGUGGACUACUUUGUGGCCUGCAUGACUUCAAAGCACUUGGGUCAUCUUUGGUUGACUGAGUAGUGAUGCUACAGCAUUAUGCCUUUUGGAUUCAUAUGGCUUCUGUUCUCCUUUUUGUCUAAAACCAGCACAAUUUCCCCUUUCCCUCUCCUAUCCAAAUCCCAUUGCCUGGAAUGGGAUUGACUGCUUCACUCCAGGAAAAAAUGGUAGCCCACUUAUAUUUGGAAUGCUUCAUAUUCCAUGUGGUCCUCUGUUUUACAUAUAUAUCUGCCGCUGUUAUCUUCAGUGCUACUGAAGAUGUGUCACUGUCCACCCAGUCUUGUCUCAUUUGUGUGUGGUGCACCUGCAGAUCUUAGCCAUUUUAAAAAUUGGACCCGGGGUGCCUGGCUUGCAGAGUGUUGGGUUCUUCUGUGCCCUCUGGUUACAAGUUAAUGUAGAACAGGGAUGUCCAUCGUGGUGCCCUCCAGAUGAUGUUGAACUAUAAUUCCCAUCAUCCCUGACCACUGACAUGUUGGUUGGGGCUGAUAGGAGUUGCAGUCCAACAUCUGGAGGGCAUCAAUAUUGGCUUCCCCGAUGCAGAACUAAAGAAACUUCUUGGUGAGGCCACACUCAGCAAUUGUAUAGGGAUUUGGCUUUUGAUGCUUGUGGUAGUGAUUACUUAUGCAUUCUUCAGGGCUAUGUUACUUCUUGGAUUGCAGGCUUGUCUUCCAGUCUUGCCUUUCAACCCUCAUAAAGCAAGCCUAUGAAAACAAAUGUCUUACGACCCAGGUAGAGUAUCCUUGCUGGCCUACCCUCUUUCCUUUCACAAAGCACGCUACCACCCCUAAAUGUCAACCUUUUGCCCAUGGAAUACUAGUCUUCCACAUGGAAUUCAUCAAGUAUACAGUUUCUUCUCUUUUCAUGUCAAUGCAUCGUAGUUGUUUCUGGGGCUCCUAGACACCUCAGGAGCAUAAUACUGCUGCUGGGCAAACUUCACCAGAACAAAUUGUUCUGCAGUCCUGCAUCAGCAUAGUAGAUAUAGUUCUGGUUCAGGCAAGGUAAAAGGCCUUGUGGUGUCCUGUUUAUCUUAGCCAUAUAAUAUGUACCAUUAGCCUAUUCUCUUCAGAAGCUGGAAGGGAACCCCCUUCUCCCAUACAAUAUGCAGUCAAGUGAUGCACGGUGGGAAGGUGUAUGAGAAGGAUUCCAACAAAGAAGUUAGCAAAGUACAUAGAAUCCUGAAAAACCUGAUUUUUCUCCUGCAGCACUAAAUUUGUUUUCCCAGUGCUAUAUGAUCCCAGAGAUGAGGUUGCUGGAGAGAACUUUAGGUCAGGGGUUUAACCCAGGCUCCUGUUGUAAUGAGCAUUUAUAAGAUCUUGCAAACUCCAUGCAGGCUUCUUCCACAGAGUGAUCCUUUAAGAAAUGCAACUCCCCGUUUGUGCUUCUUGUCUGGUCAUGACCUGAAACUAGUCCCAAUUAUCCCUUGGAAAGAAAUCAUGCCAAAUGCUUUUGUUUUGUCUCUUCUAUCUCCUUCCUUCUUUUAAAGCCCUAAAGCACUGGGGAAAAAAGAGAACAAUAGCUGAACCCUGUGAAGUACUAAUGACCAAACUGCGUAUUGCUUGCAGCUGCCUGUACUUUUUCUCUAACAUUUCAUGUUAACUAAAAGGGAAUCACUAAGCUGUGAGUUUCACCAAAGGAACAGUAGGGAAGAGGAUGCUUAAAUUUGUGCCUUCUGGCUGUUUUUCACUUAAAAUUAUCCCUUCCCAGGCUGAUUGAGUGAGAAAACUGGAAGGGAAAGGGUUAACCAGACAUAUGCACGUUGAUGCAGACCAUGUGGUGUUCCUCUGCUAAAAACUCACAGCAUGAAAAACUGCAUUCAGUUUUUUAAAAAAUGACAGAAGAGAGAAACACAAUUGCAUGCGAUGUGUAUGGUCACGAGAGUCCUUACUAAUGAGUGCUCAGGCUUCUGCUGAAUCAUACCCCAUGUAAUCUAUUCCUUGACCCCUUAUUAUUUUCCAUGUAUCCUGCAGAGCUUUCUGCGUUCAAACCCAUCUUGCUGAACAUCAGAAGCUGUUUUUAACAGCAGCUGGUCUCUGAACAGUUUGUUGUAGUUUACAUUUGAGCUUGUGCAUAUGCAGCAGAACUGAACUUGGCAAUCUUGGAAGGGGGGGUUAAAAUCAACAGUCUGUUUUAAAAUCAGUAAGGUGAUGCUUCUUUGUUGCAUGUUAGAACUACCCUGUUCUCAGGAAAGAGCAAGAAAUUGGACAGGAUGGAGACUUUGACACCAGCACCUAGUCCCAUCAGCAGCUGGUGCCAUUGCUCAGUGACCUUUACUCAGGCAGAGGAGCAAAAAGUAUAAAACUGCAAUUGACUUGGCUGGAGCAUGCCUGGUACAUUAGUGUCUGUAAGCCAAGGAAUCUGUACCCUGAGGGCAGAUGGAGUAAUUGUAUGCAGCAUGCUAGGAGAGACCUGAGAUGCACUCUAGAAGCUGGCGUGAGAGUUCAGACUUGGAGCCAUGUCGCUUUAUUAACUAGGGCAACUUUAUAAACAAAGCUGUGUGCAUCCCAGACUCACAGCAUGUGAGCAUGCCUCAAAGGGACUGAAAAGGCAAUAUCUCUCAAGUGCCUUUGGCAUGACCAUGAGUCUCAACUUAAGAAGUGUUUUAAAAUCAAUAAGGUCACUGCAGCAUCUUAAGUCAAAAAAUUCUUACUAGUGAAAUGUGGACCUCUUGAUUAAUCCUCCUUUUACUCAAGGUGAAACCUCAGCUGUUGCCUCCAAAUCUUCAUGCACCAUGCUCGUUUUCCAAAUCCUAGGAUUGUGUCUGACUAUGUUUUACUCAGAGUAGACCCAUUGAAAUUAAUGGACCUAAGUUAGUCAUGUUCAUUCAUUUCAGUGGGUCUAUGCUGAGUAGGCCUAGCAGCAGACACUAUUUUGGCUUUCCAGGAUUUUUGUCAAACUAUUAAUGGAAUAGAGCCAAGUGUCAGUCUAGUCUAUGCAAAUAUACACAGCAACAUUUGACUAGGUUUGAACCCAAAUGGUUACACUUGCUCCGUAUCACAGAAGGCAGAUGGGUAAAAGUUUUCCAUAUGUAACACUUGUACUGGAAGUCCCCAAUCCACAGAAAGCUAGCUGUCCACCCCCAAAAGUCCUAUUAAAAUCAAUUAAACUUGUUAGUUACAAGCGUGGCUAACUUUCUCUGGUUUGACUGCUGGGUCCCAAGUCUACAGUUCAAGAAAUAACCCCUCUUCCUACUGAGAAUAGAUGUUUGAGGGAGUUUUGGGGACAUCUUUUGAAGGAAAUCUUUCCAUCACUGCAUCAAAAUGAGAAAAAUGUAAUGAAAGCCAGUUUGGCAAUCUUCUCCGAUGUAGCCUGCCACCUGCAAAAAAACUUGUGAAAAAAACGAAUCAGCUACCCAAGCCAUAUGUAAAUGGAUCUGUCUUCUGUUGCAAUGGUUACUGUGAGUGUUGUACAGAAAACCCUCCUGCAGUGCACCACUUUCUUUUUAUUGGGAGAAUUUCUUACCAACUGUAAAAUAGCUCUACUAUUGUGUAUAGCUCUUGAGUCAUCUGAGUUCUUGCUGCUCAGUGGCUUUGGAUACUGAUUUAAGUGUAUGUGAAUCUUAAGGUGAUGAGAACAUUCAAUGCAGUUGUACUUAGGUGGAAUUCAUUGUCGUGGUCAUGUCAUCACUUGGUCAUCCUAUUUUUUUCAUGCCUAAAUUUUGCAUGGUCUCCAAUGUGCCAAAAAAACCACACCAAAACCUCCAAGGGCAGAAACUUUUGUUGUUGUUUAUCUGAUUAACUGCCCUUCAUGACCAAUUUCAUCCAGGACUAGAAUGUGUGAUUCUAGCAACUAUGUAUUUGGAACAGAGAACCUCUGUCAAUGUUCCAGCUUGUCCUGAGAUGUAAUUCGGCUUAACAAGAGAUUAUUUCCACCAAACAGAUAUGGAACACAGCUGAUAAGGCACCAAAAUCGGUAUGAAAUUAUCACAAGAUUUCAUGUGCUUCCUCUCCGCUCAGCCCUGCAGCUUUGCCUGUUGGCAGGAGAGGGGAAUGGAAUGGGGUGGAGUUCCCAUAUUUUGCACAAGCUCCUUUCCCAAAAAGUCCACAUUCAAGUUUUUAUGAUGCUGAGAACCAGACCUCAGUAUGUUUUUGAGGUAACUGAGCCAAAUCUCUAUCUUACACCAAGUAAGUCUGUGUACCUCAGAAUCACAAAAUGCUCAAUGCAUCACAGCAAUAGUUUUUAAAUUUUAUUCAUGGGUUUGCACAGGUAGAUCAAUGGGAGGGCCCCAUGACUACUUUCAAUCAACUGCUUUGUUAUAUGCCAAAAUCUCCACGCCCUGCAGAGCUUCUAACAAAAUUCCUACUUUUAUUGUUUUGGGAACAGGGUCUACUUUCCUUUUUCCAGUGACGAAGGUACAAUGCAUUGUGGGAGGCAGGGUCAAAAGUCAGCAACUUUUUCUUGCCUUUCUGUAUCUCUUAUGUAUUACUCAUUCAUAAUAUGCCUUAUGUGUGCUUCUUUCCAUAUGUACCCACAAGACUUAAUGCUGACUUUUAAAAAAUUCAUUUUUCUCUGAUGUCUUGAAUUAAAAUUCUGGUCCUACAAGGACGUCUUCAACAACGUAUUGCAUCAAAUGAGAAAGGAACUAAUCAGAAAUCAGGAGAUCGUGCCUUCCUAACUUUUUAUUCCGUUUCUGUUCUUUUUCCAAGUUCAACAUUCCUUGUUUAUACCUCUUCCACAUACGGGAUUGUUGCUGAGACCAGAAUGACUUUUUUCCUUCAGCCCUUAUUCCAAUGUGCCAAUGGAUAUCUAAUUCCCAUCAGAACGUUCCUUGUAUUGUUUUGGAACACCAGUGUGGAUUGAUAAUUAGCCUGCAUGGGCAACAACCUUUUGUUUUAUGUUUUAUAUUUGUUGACAUGCUCCCUGUUGUCUUGUUCAGUUAAUGAUUUCUGUACUAGUCAGUUCUGACAUGGCAAAUCUGUGCCUGGUUUGUAUUCCAAAUCCAGCAAGGUAUCAUAUGAUCGUACGGUUCUCCCUAUAAGAAAGAAAAAUUACCCAUAUAGAAUACUAGAUGUUUUGAAGCAGGGGUAGGCUAAAACCCUUUUGACAUCUAAUGCUGUAUGCAAGAUGGGAUUUGACUAUAUGAUUCUCCCACCUGCAGUCUGAGAAAGUGCAGCCUAGACACAAGUUUCCCAACUCUCUCAGAUCUAAAAAUUCACUUUCUGAUCAAGCCAUUUCUACAUGGCGUAAUAUUUCUGUAUUUUUUUAAAAGCACUCUUCAUUUGUGAGCAGGACUUACAUUUGGGUAUUCAUGUUACGUGCCCAGGGUUUGUUUUGUACAAGCUGGAACAGUUAUUUUACUGAGGACAGGGGGACUUCUCUCCAUAGAAAUGCCACUUUUCUUACUGUUGCAGUUCAGAUAUGGAGAGAAACCCCUUUUGCUGAGAUGGAAGUACUGCUGUUUCUUGCCAAUGACUCUUGAAUAACUUUAUUUUUAAAUGUCAGCCAGUAAAGAGAAAUAGAUUCUUGACAAAUACAAAAUGGAACAUAUACCUAGCUGGGAAAAGCUAAAGUGAGAGCUAAAACCAGAUUGUGUGUGUGUACAUAAUAUAUAUAGAUAUUAAUGUAUAAAGAUUUCUUUUAUGUACAUUUUUUUUUAAAAAUCAAGGCAAAUACAUCAGUUUAAAAUUACAGAUUUCUCUUCUGGUUUUGGUAUAGCAAUAAUGAUUAUGAAUACUAAUUUAAUGAACAGUGUACUUAGUCUAGCUUUUCUUCUUUGUCAUGGGCACAUUUUUCAAAGAAAAAUGAGUCAAGAUUCCUUGUGUAAACUCCUCAGCUUCCCCCCCCCCCAAUGCAUGGUGUAGAUGACUUUGGUACAAAGGGAGAUGGAGCCAGUUUUAGGACAGGAGCCUGACCUUUACAAUGAACUCAAGAACUGAAGGAAGCAUUAAGAGAGCUUCCUGUGUUGGCCUUGUUCUUCCUUAUUCAGUUCUUCACUUAAAAAAGAAAAAGAAAAAGCUCAUAGUAGAGGAAUCUGUUGGAGUGAAGCUCUGGCUUUGGCUGAAUGAAGUUUAAACAAGUCCUUACAUAGAUUUCUUCUGCUAUUGUAAUUGUAUUUUCUUUAAAAAAACAAACCACACAUUUUGUAAAAUCUCCAGCUAACUAAGAGAAUGUGAUGAUCUUUUUCUCUGUGUCCCUCCCAUCAUUCCCUUUUUAGUGUCUGACUACUUAACUCUUUUUUGACAAUAAAAUGUUUUGAAAAACCAAAAUUCCUAAAUGUAUGGAGGUAAAAGUCCUCUUUUAAUGCAA
Rhineura floridana is the source of this 9240-nucleotide messenger RNA. It is a transcript of the gene SRC, whose product is annotated as SRC proto-oncogene, non-receptor tyrosine kinase. The record is from RefSeq and is a predicted model, not a curated record. Gene Ontology annotation, cellular component: extrinsic component of cytoplasmic side of plasma membrane. Lineage: Eukaryota; Metazoa; Chordata; Lepidosauria; Squamata; Rhineuridae. Gene Ontology annotation, molecular function: ATP binding; non-membrane spanning protein tyrosine kinase activity; growth factor receptor binding. The coding region runs from base 900 to 2516 and encodes 538 amino acids. Gene Ontology annotation, biological process: progesterone receptor signaling pathway; cell differentiation; negative regulation of intrinsic apoptotic signaling pathway. The transcript is spliced from 14 exons.